UGUAAAACGUGAUCCUACCGAUAAUAUCAUUCCACGUUUAGUUCAAUUCAGUCCUAACAUUCUCAAACCCCACAUUCCCAUGCACAACAACAGUGCUUCAUAUUCAUUAUCGAAAAUGAAGCAGGUACCAUAUGUUCUAAACUCGUUCUAUUUAUACGGCUCCCCCAGAUACCAAAAAAAAUAAAAAAAUUACCCAGAUAAGAGACAAAGAAAGAAAAAGAAAAUGUUAGUAACUGCUAGUUUAUGCAUUGGUACCUUAAUUAUCAUACGCAUAACUCACUGGGUUUAUAGAUGGAGAAAUCCCAGAUGCAAUGGGAAACUUCCUCCCGGUUCUAUGGGCUUCCCACUUAUAGGCGAAACUCAUCAGUUCUUCUCACCAACUGCUUCAUCCGAUCUUCCUCCUUUCAUGAAAGAUAGGAUGGAAAGGUAAAGUUAAGAAAACAGUUCACUCGAGAUAAGGAGAGGAGGUUUUGCCUCUUAACGAUCUUUAAAAGGAGUAAAUGUGAACAUGAUUUUUAUUUAUUCGUUGUGUUACAGUCCUAUGCUCAUUUAGUCACUUUAAGUAUCCUGCUAUACAUCUCCCUGCCGUAUUACACCAUCUAAACUAGUUGUCAACUUUGCUAACAAAUAGAUAUCCAUACUUCAUUCAUUGGAUAUAAUAUGUAUAGUGCUGAUAUUGCUGAAUGCUAUGUUGCUUUUCGGAUGUGGUCCUGUUUUUAAAACUACUCUGGUUAUGCAAUCUUUCAUCGUAUCAACAGACCCUGAAGUCAAUCACAUGAUCCUGUCCCAGAAGGAAGGCCAAUCAUUUGAAGUUUGGUAUCCUGAUACUUUUAAAAAAAUAUUAGGGCAAGAAAGUUUAGUUACAUUGCAAGGGUCCAUUCAUAAGUACAUGAGGAACAUGGUUUUGAGUUUUGUUGGUCCUGAAAGUCUGAAACAAAAGCUUCUCCCUCAUGUAGUACAUGGGGUACAAAGAAAUUUAUCGUUGUGGGCUAAUCAAGAUACCGUAGAUUUGAUAGAAUCAGUGAAGGAGAUGAUAUUUGAACUGACUGCAAAGAAACUCAUCAGCUACGAAUAUAAUCCUAAAAAGCCCUCGGAGAAUCUAAGAGGUUGUUUUUCUGCAUUCACUGAAGGAUUAAUUUCUUUCCCACUCGACAUUCCUGGGACCGCGUACCACAAAUGCUUACAGGGCCGUAAGCAAACAAUGGAGAUUUUGAAAGAUAUGCUACAAGAGAGACGAAAAAAACCUAAAAGUUGCCAGGAAGAUUUCUUUGAUUAUGUCCUAGAUGAACUGAAGACUGAAGGAACUGUGCUAACCGAAGCAAUUGGUUUAGACUUAAUAUUUUUGCUUCUCUUUGCCAGCUUUGAGACGACAUCUCUAUCAACAACUUUUGCUAUUAAGUUACUCACAGAGAACCCUGCAGUUCUGGAGGAAUUAACGGCAGAACAUGAAGCACUCAUCCGCAGCAGAAAAAACGAAGAUGCACAACUAACAUGGAAAGAAUACAAAUCGAUGAAAUUCACAACUCAGGUUAUCGAUGAGGCAGUGAGAUAAGCAAAUAUUGUUCCUGGAGUUUUCAGAAAAGCAUUGAAAGAUAUACAUAUAAAAGGAUACACGAUACUAGCAGGGUGGGCUGUCAUGUUAUGCAUUCCGUCAGCACAUCUGAAUCCUUCCACGUACCAAGAUCCCCUUGAGUUCAAUCCACAUAGAUGGGAUGGAGUGGAGUUAAAUGGAGCAACAAAAGAUUUCAUGGCUUUUGGUGCUGGUCAGAGAUUUUGUUUUGGCACAGACUUUGCCAAGCUACAGAUGGCUGUUUUUCUUCACUACUUGGUUACAAAUUACAGGUGGAAAACAAUUAAAGGAGGAGAUAUUGCCCGAGUUCCUGGCGUGACAUUUCCAAAUGGCUUUCACGUUAAAAUCUCAGAAAUGAACACCUGAAAGGAUGUAUGCUUACUAUGCUUAUUCGUUGAAGCAGUUCAGGAUUGUGCCCAUGGAAGAAGUGUGUUUGUUUUGCAAUUCUAAUUUUAUUUCAACUACAUGCAGUACAAAGUUUGUGGCUAGUGGUUAUAACAGUUUUCUCUUGUAAUCGUACGUGUGUAUUCUCUAUUAAAGGUAAUAAGUGUGCUGUGGGCAUAUGUCCCAUGUUUGUAAGAAUAAGUGAAUGUGCUGGUAAAGCACUUGUCGUGUGUGUAUAAAUAGUGUGUGGUUGGUAUCAUGAGGGUGAAAGCUUCACAGCGAAUGAUCCUUUAAUGAAGUCUUCGUCUC
Molecule: messenger RNA, 2263 nt
Organism: Papaver somniferum (opium poppy)
Lineage: Eukaryota; Viridiplantae; Streptophyta; Magnoliopsida; Ranunculales; Papaveraceae
Product: cytochrome P450 87A3-like
Exons: 8
Coding region: 689-1552 (287 amino acids)
Biological process (GO): sterol metabolic process
Molecular function (GO): heme binding; monooxygenase activity; oxidoreductase activity, acting on paired donors, with incorporation or reduction of molecular oxygen
Source: RefSeq, a predicted model, not a curated record